CUAUUAAUAUAUGCCAGAAGAGUGAAAUAAAGUGUGGAUCCCACGCUACCUGUAAAAAUCGUUGUGGGGAUUACAUCUGUGAGUGUCUUAAAGGAUUCUCACCAAACACCACGUUUAAGAAUUCUACUGAGAACAACUGUAAAGAUAUAAAUGAGUGUGGGGAUAAGAAUUGUUGUGAUCCAACUGCCACAUGUGAAAACACCAUAGGGUCUUACAAAUGUAUAUGUCCAACAGGGCACUUCAAAUAUAAUGAUGCUGUCCGUGGUGGCAGAAACGCCAUAAAAUGCAAAGCAAUCAGCAUUCCUGCACCUUCAGAUCAUAAUUGCUCAGAUGGACAGAUCUUCCUCUGUAACUUUACGACAGAGGUGAGACAUCUCUAUAAUUCUUCACUGAAUAUGCGGACCUCUGGGGAUGUUGAAAUAGUUCUGAAGAGUCUUUUGGCUCUAUUGGAUAGUCUAAUGAGUCUGUUGAAGACUGCAAGCAAGGUGGAAAGACACAAUACAGUCACCGAGAUGAUGAAAUCAGUAGAAGACUUCCUCAGAGUUUUGGCAUUUGCUCUCCCCUCAGGGCUCAGCAGUGUGUCCAGUGAAACCACAGAGCUGGCCAUGUACAUUAGAGGAGCUGGAAGCCAAAACCAGAGCUCAGCCCAGCUGGUGCAGAAUGAGACACAGAUGGAGCUGAACUGGGACGCAGCAAGCAAAGAAGGAGAAGCCUUCAGCCUGGCUGGCCUGCUCACAUACCAUGGACUGGAACACAUGAUGUCUGAUGCUCGUGUUGAAGGGGAAGAAUGGGAGCAAGUUGGAAAGUCACCCGAGUGGCUACAAGAAGUGGGGAAGCCCAGCUACAAAGUAUUGUCCCGGGUGGCAGCAGCUUUUGUAGGCCACAAUGAGACCAAGCUGUUGAAUUCCCCUGUUACUGUCAGCUUCAACCAUCAGAAACCAGACUGGAAGCCAGGGAUGAAAGUGAUUUGUGCUUUUUGGAAGCCUGUCAAUGGUAGUGGGCACUGGUCUGAAAAAGGCUGCACCCGCUUGACUUCCACAGACAGCCAAACGGUUUGCCAGUGCACUCACAUGACCAGCUUCGCGGUUCUUAUGGCCUUCUAUGACAUAGAGGACCGGGGCCUGGACGUCAUUACCAAGGUGGGGCUCGUGGUCUCUCUGGUCUGCCUCUUCCUCUCCAUCCUCACCUUCCUCUUCUGUCGGGCCAUCCGAGGCAUCCGCACCACCAUCCACCUGCACCUUUGUCUGGCGCUCUUUACUGCCGAUGUCAUCUUCCUGCUAGGAGCUGGGAACCCUAGCAACAUGAUCGCAUGUGCAAUAGUGGCUGGGCUCCUGCAUUACUCCUUCCUGUCUGUCUUCUGCUGGAUGCUGCUCGAGGGUGUGGAGCUCUACCUGAUGGUGGUUCAAGUCUUCAAAACCCACAGCCUCAAGCACUGGCACAUAUUCCUGGUGGGAUAUGGACUACCAGCUGUCUUAGUGGGCAUCUCAGCUGCCAUCAACAGCAAAGGCUACGGCAACAAAAAUUGCUGGCUUACGAGAGAUGGUGGAUUCCUAUGGAGCUUCUUAGGACCAGUCUCUUUAAUUAUCAUGGUCAAUGCCAUUGUCUUUGUGGUUACUGUCUGGAAGCUUUCUGAGAAGUUUGCCGACAUCAAUCCCAACAUGGGUAAAUUAAAAAAGGAAAGGGUGCUCACAAUUACUGCCAUCGCCCAGCUCUGUAUCCUGGGCACCACUUGGAUCUUCGGCAUGUUUCAGUUCAGCGACCACACCCUUGUCAUGUCUUACAUCUUUACCAUCCUCAACAGUCUGCAAGGGCUUUUCAUCUUUCUCCUGCAUUGUUUGCUCAACAAACAGGUACGCGAUGAAUACUACCGCUGCUUCUGCAAAUUUAACAAGGAUCAUAGCAGUGACAAGUACUCAGACAUGAGCUCCACAGCAGGUUCCAACACGUUGCGGGCACAGAAGUCCUCCAGAGAAUCAGGAAUGUAGCAACGCUCUUUAGAACCAACUUCUUGAAGUGCUGCUUUGCACAAUUACACAUCCUGUAACUGAGGCAGGACUCUCUUCAGAAGAGGUACCCGGUGAUACAGGCCCUAUUACAACGGGGACAAUAGAACUGCCAGAAGCCUAUAUAAGGACACACUUGGCAAGCACAACUGGAGCAAUGCUUUUAAGCAGAUGUGGGCACAAGUCUCUUCAGCAAGGGCCCCCUUCUUCCUUCAAGCUAAGGCACUCAUCUCUCAAAAAGAUAUGGGAGUAAAUCUAUAAAGAGGUACUUGCACACUUGACACUUUUUCCAAAUGCCUGUACAGUGGAUAUUACUGAGCCUUGCAGUGAAAUUACUGCUCCAGAACUAGCUGUAGGUGCAUCAGUAGCCAAUUAUCUGAGCUCCAAAGUGGACUUCUUAUGACAGGUGGAAGUUUUCUGUUCGUCAACACCAUACCCUUUAUGGACUAAGCCAUAGAUCUUAUCCCAGAGCUGUUAUUUUUAACCUUUGCUUGGCCACUGAUAGCCUGUUUGCCAGAUGUAAGUAUUGAGACCCACCCCUUAGUCAAUCAGUCUUUUUGCGUUAGCUUAGGAGGAUAUUGACUGCAACAAAAAUAACCCAAAUGGAGUGCAACGGGGGAAAAGACUCCAUUCAAAGCUUUCUCAUGAGCUGGAAGAGGAAACUACCUGGAGUGGAAUAAGUCCUCAGCAUUUUGACUCAAAACUUGGAGGAAUUCUGCUUAUACCUGUCAAAUUUAUUUGACCUUAUUUAUUGAAGACUUCAAAAAUUGAAAUCUAGUACUCAGCUAAAUAAAUAUGCACCUAGAUAUUAUACCAUUGUAGACUGUGAUUUCUAACUAUCCACCCAUUAAUCUGAAGCAUGUCUCACAACCGCUUUAAUAUUUACAUUUUAAUAAAAUGCAUUUUGUGAAUCUGAA
Anolis carolinensis (green anole) is the source of this 2920-nucleotide messenger RNA. It is a transcript of the gene adgre5, whose product is annotated as adhesion G protein-coupled receptor E5. NCBI's taxonomy places the organism in Eukaryota, Metazoa, Chordata, Lepidosauria, Squamata, Anolidae. Gene Ontology annotation, molecular function: G protein-coupled receptor activity. The record is from RefSeq and is a predicted model, not a curated record. Gene Ontology annotation, cellular component: plasma membrane. The coding region runs from base 396 to 1985 and encodes 529 amino acids. Gene Ontology annotation, biological process: cell surface receptor signaling pathway; adenylate cyclase-activating G protein-coupled receptor signaling pathway. The transcript has 15 exons.